Centruroides sculpturatus (bark scorpion) is the source of this 1089-nucleotide messenger RNA. RefSeq names its product elongation of very long chain fatty acids protein AAEL008004-like. The coding region runs from base 78 to 953 and encodes 291 amino acids. Gene Ontology annotation, cellular component: endoplasmic reticulum membrane. Gene Ontology annotation, biological process: fatty acid elongation, monounsaturated fatty acid; fatty acid elongation, polyunsaturated fatty acid; fatty acid elongation, saturated fatty acid. NCBI's taxonomy places the organism in Eukaryota, Metazoa, Arthropoda, Arachnida, Scorpiones, Buthidae. The record is from RefSeq and is a predicted model, not a curated record. The transcript has 7 exons. Gene Ontology annotation, molecular function: fatty acid elongase activity.
UGUUGGCUACUUCAAAGAUUGUUCCGUUUAUUAUUCAUGUGUUUAUUUUAAAAACAAUUUAAAUUAAAAAAAAAAAAAUGGAUCUGUCAUGGAAAACUCCAAUAUCAAUUUACCAAUUUCUCAUGUCUAAAGCAGAUCCUAGAAUGGAUUCUUGGCCUUUAAUGAGUAGCCCUUUUCCUAUAUUGACCAUUAUCGCGGCAUACGUUUACUUUGUUAAAGUAUUAGGACCUGCUUGGAUGAAAAAUAGGAGGCCCUUUCAGAUCGAUAAAUUAGUUAAAUUUUAUAAUAUUUUAAUGGUUAUAAGCAAUGGAUUUUUCUUCUUUUACGGUGGAGGUAGAACUUACCUUUCUGGAAAAUACAACUGGAUCUGCGAACCUAUUGAUUACUCAAUAAACGAUGAAACGAAAAUUAUUAUUCGUUUGGGUUGGUGGUUCUUUUUCUUGAAAAUAGUCGAAUUAUUAGAUACUAUAUUUUUUGUUCUGAAGAAGAAAUUCACGCAUAUAACGGUGCUUCACGUAAUUCAUCAUUCCGCUGUCGCUUGGGGAGUUUGGAUAGGAGCACGUUUUGGUCCAGGUGGAAAUAACGCAUUCUUUCCGUUCAUCAACUGUUUCAUUCACAUGGUCAUGUACUUCUAUUACUUUCUAGCAGCCAUGGGCCCGGAAGUACGAAAAUAUUUAUGGUGGAAAAAAUAUUUAACAAUUAUGCAAAUGGUGCAGUUCGUCGUCGUUUUCACUCACGCUAUGAUACCAUUAUUCACCACUUGCAAUUAUCAUAGAGGUUAUGCUUAUGCUAUUAUGAUGCACGCUGUUAUGUUUAUGGGUUUGUUCCUUAAUUUUUAUACUCACGCCUAUUCUAAGGAUAAAAUAUUAUCGAAUGGAACGUGCCAAGUAAACGGAACGAUAGAUAAUCUACAUAAAACUAAUGGAAUUGUAGUUAAUAAGAAGCAUCAAUAGGUAGGGCCUUGCGUACAGCAUCAAUAUGUACCAUCAAGUAAAAACAUAUAAUAAAACUGUUUAAAAUAUAUUUUUAGCAUUAAAUCUGAAUUUUUUAACGUUAAUUAAUUGUUAACAAUUUAAAUUUUCGGUGUAA